Molecule: messenger RNA, 16908 nt
Organism: Diorhabda carinulata
Lineage: Eukaryota; Metazoa; Arthropoda; Insecta; Coleoptera; Chrysomelidae
Product: midasin
Exons: 40
Coding region: 143-15727 (5194 amino acids)
Biological process (GO): ribosomal large subunit assembly; rRNA processing
Cellular component (GO): nucleus; preribosome, large subunit precursor
Molecular function (GO): ATP hydrolysis activity; ATP binding
Source: RefSeq, a predicted model, not a curated record
GUAUAGGUUGGCAAUUUGCAUUUUGAUCCAUGUGCUUUAUUGUGUUUAUUAAAGGAUAGUUUGUGUUAGGAUAUAAACACGUGUUUAAAUUUUGUACCAAGAUUAUUAAUUAAAUAGAUCUCAUCAUUUUUUUGUGAAAAAAAUGAAUAUUGAUGAAGAAUUACGUGAUGUUUUAAUUGAUUUCAUGGCUAUCAAUGAUCAUUUUUCCAGGGCAUCUAAGGAAAUAUUAGCAAAAUUGAAAUCAGACAUCGAUGAAGAUGAGAAGAAUAAGCAAUUGUUGUAUUAUCUUUCCACUCGGAUGCUUCUUGAUCCGCUGUAUUUUGAUGAUAUAUUUGAAAAAUUUUCAAAAUAUCUUCCUCGACUGCUACAAAUUGCUUUAUUUUCAAAUAUGAAAGAUUGUACUGAUAAACAACAUCAUAUUCUAUGUACUAUUUUAUUAGGAAGAAUCAUCAGCAGAAGAAAAGAUUUAAAAGGGUAUGCUAUGAAAUAUUUUACUAAAUAUCCAGCAGUAUUGGAAAGUUUAGAUACAAGUGAAAAUAUCUCCAAGAAAUGUAAACUAGUAGAAAUAGUUUAUGAUGUUCUUUAUUUCAUUGAAUCAUGUUACCACUUGUUGAAAAGUGAUCCAAAUUUCUACAGAUAUAAGUGGAACUGGUCAAUUUUUGUUCAAAAAUUCUUAGACAGUGAAGAUGAUAGACUCAAAUGGGUUUCAUGUCACAUCGUUUCCAUACUUUUUGGAAUGAAUGAAAUCCAGAAGAAACAACUUAUUUUGAAACACAAUCUAUCUACUGCCGAUAUAAAAUUUACGACCAUCUUUAACUUGAAAGGGACAUUAAUUGACUGCAGUACACAACCUAUUCAUACAAAACUAAUAUGGAACUUACCCGAUGAAUUUACUGAUGAUCUCAUUAAUAUAUCUGGUAUAUAUGUACCAGUAGUAUCAAAAGUAUCCAAUUUAUCCACAAAUCUUAUUGAGGUUCCAUCUACUCUUAAUAAUUUGAGAAAAGUUGCUUUAGGGCUUACUUUAAACAAAGCUAUAUGCCUUCAGGGACCAGUGGGGUCAGGUAAAACAACUCUUGUGGAAUAUUUUGCGGAGAAGACUGGCAGGAAUCUUGGUGAAAAUUUUGUAAAAGUUCAGCUAGGGGAUCAGACAGAUAGCAAAAUGUUGCUAGGUACUUACAGGUGUACUGAUGUCCCAGGGGAGUUUGUGUGGCAGCCAGGAGUUCUAACUCAGGCUGUUCUAGAAGGAAAUUGGCUCCUUUUAGAAGACAUUGAUUCGGCUAGUAUGGAUAUAGCAUCUAUGUUAACUAGUCUUUUAGAAAACAAUUCACUGACAGUACCAGGAUACAGGGAUUCGUUACAAAUAUCUCCGGGAUUUCAACUUUUCGUAACACACAGAUUUGUGUCAACUAUAACUGGUCACCAUAAAAAGCAUACAAAUACAAUGACUCUAUUAGAAAAACAUCUCCUACAGAUAAAUGUAGAUCCACUCAGUAUGGUGGAAUUGAAACAAAUAAUCGAUACGAAAUAUCCAGAUUUUUGUACUAUAUCUGACAGAUUAGUGAAAGUUUUUCUUCUUUUCACCGAAGAUAUGCUAGAUCCAUCUAAAAUAACUUUACCGAAGAGCGGUCGCUUGAUUUCAACAAGAGAUUUUUUUAAAUGGUGCUCCAGAGCAAUACAAGAUUUUGAUGUUACAAGUCAAGCUAGUGCUCUAAAAGUCCUCCAAGACGCCAUUGAUGUAUUCUGCUGCUCCUAUCCAAAUCAAGAAGAUGCUCUUAAUUUAGCUAAACAAAUUAGUACUCACUUAGGGAUUGUGAAUCACAAGGCCGAUUAUUUUUUUAAAGAAUACAAACCGACAAUGCAAUUAACACCAGAUCAUUUUAUAGCUGGACGUGUGGCUUUACCUAGAAAUAACAAAGAAUUAAUGAAAUUAAUGAAAUAUUCCUUUACUAGACAAUCUUCAGUACUACUUGAAAGGAUAAUGUGUUGUGUUAAUCUGAAGGAACCCGUAUUGUUAGUAGGAGAGACUGGUACCGGAAAAACAUCUUGCGUUCAAUAUCUCGCCCAUACAGUUGGACAAAAACUCGUCGUAAUUAAUAUGAACCAACAAUCUGAUUCUGCUGAUUUGUUAGGUGGAUUCAAACCUGUCGAUCUUAAAUUCAUUGUAUCGCCAAUUAAAAGAGAAUUCGAACAAUUAUUUUGCUCAUAUUUCAAAGUGGAACCGAACAAGAAGUAUCUGAGUAAUUUGACACUUUGUUUUAAUAAUCAAAGAUGGUCAGAUUUAAUAAAAUUGAUGAUCAUAAGUUAUCAAGCUGCAGAAAGACGUUUGACAAAAGCAAUUCAUGAUUUCGAUCUGAUGACUGAUGACAAAACUGAUGAAAAAAUAGUUAAGAACCAAAAAGAUAAAUCGCUUUUAAAUAAAUGGCAUGCUGUAGGUGAAAAGCUCAAUAAAUUAGGGAUCCAAUUGAAACACACAAAUGCCUUAGCUUUUGCCUUUAUAGAAGGAAGUCUUGUGAACGCUGUUGAGAACGGGUACUGGGUUUUAUUAGAUGAAAUUAAUCUUGCGAAUGCUGAAACUUUGGAAUGCCUGUCUGGUCUUUUAGAGGGGUCCCAGGGCUCUCUCUGCUUAUUAGAAAGAGGCGAUAAAAAACCCAUAAAGCGUCAUCCUAAUUUCACUUUAUUUGCUUGCAUGAAUCCCUCUACCGACGUAGGAAAGAAGGAUCUUCCAGCUGGAUUAAGAAAUCGCUUUACAGAAUUUUUCGUAGAUGAAUUAAACGAGAAAAAUGAUCUAUUUCUAUUAGUCAAUAACUACCUGGAAGCGAUGUCUAUUAAUCAAAAAUUAUUAGAAAAUAUCGUAAAUUUCUAUCUGCAAGUUAAAAAGGAAACUGCCACGAGUCUAUUAGAUGGCGUAGGGCAUAAACCACAUUAUUCCCUGAGGUCCUUGUGCAGGGCUUUGGUUAUUGCAUCUAAGAAUCCUUGCGGCAUGUUCAAGAGGAGUCUUUAUGAGGCUUUUUGUCUUAGUUUUUUAACGCAACUUGACAACAAUUCCUAUGUUAUGGUAGAAAAAUUAAUAUCGAGCUAUUUAAUUGGCGACGCUAAAUCGGUAAAAGCUGUUUUAAAUCAACCGAUUACUGAUCCAAGCAGUAGUCAAGAAAAAUACUUACAGUUCGAAGGAUAUUGGGUGAAAAAAGGACAUUUAGAACCUUCGACGCCAGAUGACUAUAUAUUAACGGCAUCAGUUAGAAAGAAUUUAAAAGAUUUGGUUCGAGUCGUUUCCAUAGGAAAACUGCCAGUCUUAUUACAGGGCGAUACAUCUGUAGGAAAAACUUCCCUCAUAACGUAUUUAGCUAAAUCAAGUGGAAAUAAAUGUGUUCGUAUAAAUAACCACGAACACACCGAUUUACAAGAGUACAUAGGAUCGUACAUAGCCGAUUUAGAAGGUAAAUUAGUAUUCAGAGAAGGUCUUUUGGUAGAAGCGAUGAGAAAUGGACACUGGAUCAUAUUGGACGAACUCAAUUUGGCGCCCACAGAUGUUCUGGAAGCGUUAAACAGAGUCCUCGACGAUAAUAGAGAACUUUUUAUUCCGGAAACUCAAGAAACCGUUAAAGCCGAUCCCAACUUCAUGUUAUUUGCCACUCAGAAUCCACCAGGAGCUUAUGGAGGAAGAAAAAUGUUGUCGAGAGCUUUCCGGAAUAGGUUCGUCGAAUUACAUUUCAACGAAAUUCCUCCGAAGGAACUAGAGUUUAUUCUCCACCAAAGAUGUCAAAUGGCGCCAAGUUAUGCAAAAAAAAUGAUAAACGUAAUGACAGACCUGCAGAUCAGACGAAGAGGGUCUGCUGCCUUCGCCGGUAAACGGGGUUUCAUAACAUUGAGAGAUCUGUUUAGAUGGGGCGAAAGAUAUAGAUUAGCACAAAAUUCUGAAAAAUUAUAUGAUUGGGACCAACAUUUGGCAGAUGAAGGCUACCUCGUACUUGCGGGCAAAGUUAGAAGAGUCGAAGAGAAGUCUGAAAUUAUAAGUGUUUUACAAAGACAUUUAAAAAGGGAAGUCGAUCCAGAACAUCUUUUUACAUUGUCCGAUAGAACAUCUACAGUAACACGACAUAUUUUAAAGAAAAUCGAAGACAACAGAUCCAAAUAUAAUAACAUCGUUUGGACUUUUAAUAUGAGACAAUUGGCCGUGUUAGUGUCCAAAGCGUUGGAUUUUAAGGAACCGGUUUUAUUAGUAGGAGAGACUGGGGGCGGUAAAACAACAGUGUGUAAACUUAUUGCCGAAAAUAAUGGACAAGAGUUAGUUACUGUCAAUUGUCAUAUGCAUACUGAGAGCAGUGAUUUUAUUGGAGGAUUACGACCUGUAAGGGAUCACACGAGUGAAAAUUCAACAAAACUUUUUGAAUGGGUAGAUGGGCCGCUUAUAUCAGCUAUGUUACGAGGUAACGUUUUUCUAGCAGAUGAAAUUUCUUUAGCUGACGAUAGUGUAUUAGAAAGAUUGAACUCCUUACUAGAACCUGAAAGGACUUUGUUAUUAGCUGAAAAAGGUAUUGACAUAAACAAUAGAGAAAACUCGGAAUUGAUAGUGGCAACUUCCAAUUUUUUCUUCAUCGGUACUAUGAAUCCAGGUGGCGAUUUUGGUAAAAAAGAAUUGUCACCUGCUCUUAGGAAUAGGUUUACUGAAAUUUGGUGCGAAUCUUGUAAAAAUCGUCAAGAUUUGAUUGAUAUAAUUGAACAAAAUAUAAUACCUGGAAUUUCAUUAGGAAAUCAACAAGAUGGUUCAAGUGGUAUUGGCAUUUGUAUAAUGGAUUUUAUACAGUGGUUUGAAAUAACUGAAGUUGGAAAAAGAUUUACAAUAAGUAUCCGUGACAUUUUGACGUGGGUGAAUUUUAUUAACACGUGUGUGAAUAAAAUGGAUGUUGCCGAAGCGUAUUUACAUGGUGCUUGCUUGACAUUCUUAGAUAGUCUAGGAUCUGGAAUUACUAGUACCGAAAGCUUAAGAUCAUUAGAUCAAUUCAAGGAAAAAUGCUUACAAUUUCUAUCGAACCAAAUCAUCGACGUUUCCUAUACUUCAUUUGAGUUAAAAAAUUUGAAAGUGGAAAAAAUUGACACUCGAUUUGGGAUAAAACCGUUCUAUAUCGAAACUAAUCAAGAAGAAAUGACAACCACAGAAUUUUCUUUUAAUGCUCCAACUACUGUUUAUAAUACGCUUAGACUUUUGAGGGGUAUGCAGUUGAAUAAAGCCAUAUUACUUGAAGGUAGCCCUGGUGUUGGUAAAACCAGUUUGGUUACUGCGUUGGCAAAUUUCACUGGUCACAAGUUAUUCAGGAUCAACCUUUCGGAUCAAACGGAUAUAUCAGAUCUUUUCGGUGCUGACUUGCCGGUAGAAGGUGGAACUGGGGGUCAGUUUUCUUGGCGAGACGGUCCCCUACUUGAAGCUCUUAAAAGCGGCAGUUGGAUAUUAUUAGAUGAACUAAAUUUAGCCUCUCAAUCGGUAUUAGAAGGACUUAAUGCUUGUCUGGAUCACCGAGGAGAAAUAUUUAUUCCGGAAUUAGGUAAAACGUUUUACGUUAAAUCCGGCACUCGAUUUUUCGGAUGUCAAAAUCCAUUGAAACAGGGUGGAUCUAGAAGAGGGCUGCCGCAGUCAUUUUUAAAUAGAUUCAUACAAGUUUUUGUACGUUCGUUGACCGAUAAAGAUUUGUUCUUGAUAUUAAUGAAUCAAUUCAAUCAGUUACCAGUUGAACUACUUAGAAAAAUGGUCGAUUUUAAUACAAGGAUAGUAGAAGAAUUAGAUAAUCACACAUUUGCCAAUAAGGGAUCACCGUGGGAAUGUAAUUUACGUGAUUUAACCCGUUGGUGCGAAGCUACGAUUUAUUGCGGAAAGUAUGAUGAUGAAUACCGGCCUCGAAACGUCGUUUUACUAAUUUACGGUGACCGUAUGCGAACCUUAACAGAUAAAAAUAAAGUUGAAAGUAUUUUUAAUGAUGUGUUUGGUCAAAAAGUGACAGGUGCGGGCGCGUUAACCUACGUUAGUGACGAUAAAGUAUAUUUUGGUGACGUGUUCAUUGAAAGAAAUCGAUUUUCGGUGGAUACUAACGUUUUGAAACAGGAAAAAACUUGUUUAGUUCUACGAUCUCAAAUGAAAGUGCUACGGAGCCUGGCGUAUUGCGUUAACCUAAACUGGAUGGCUAUUCUGGUUGGAACUGCAGGUUCUGGAAAAAGUAGUGUAGUGAAAACUCUCGCAAGCCUUGCAGGAAAAACUCUAAAAACGCUUCCAGUAACAUCUGCCAUGGAUACAACAGACAUCUUGGGAGGAUUUGAACAGACCGAUUACAGCAGACACUUAGACGAGAUAGUUCAAGAACUGGAGGAGAUAUGCCUCGCAGUAAUCCAGACAUUUUUAACAAACGAAAAAAAUAUAGAUGCCCUGAGGCUUAUGCAGCAUUGGGAAGCUUAUCGGAAAAUUUCAGAUUCUCGUACUCAUUCGAUGGAUGAAGAAAUACAACUGUUUAUGAAAAAAAUUAACAAAAUAGAAGAAAUUGUACAGUAUUUACCGUCCAAUUCUAGAGUUAACAAAAUACAACAACGACUUGAGAAAAUAUAUAAAGCAAUUAAAACGGAAGGUUCCCUGAACGCCGGAGGCAAGUUUGAAUGGGUAGAUUCAGUACUUAUUAAGUGUUUACAAGAUGGGUCGUGGCUGUUGAUAGACAACGUCAAUCUGUGCAGUUCCGCAGUCCUCGAUCGCUUGAACGCCCUUCUAGAACCUAAUGGAGUUCUCACAGUUUCGGAACGAGGUGUUGACUCUACGGGUCAAAUGAUAGAAAUAAAACCACAUAAAGAUUUCAGGCUAUUCUUGGCUAUGGAUCCAAAACAUGGCGAAAUAUCAAGGGCGAUGAGGAAUAGAGGCAUUGAAAUAUAUAUGUUGAAUGAUGCCGAAUAUCAGGAUUCUAACAAUAUUGACAAAAGCAGUCUGAUUCAGCUGGAAGGACUUGAUUCUGCUGAUGCUACGACGCUAAUAGAACUACACGAUUACAUUUCCGAAUUAAUAAUUGGAGAAAAACCGAAUAUAAACGAAUUGAUACAAGUAUCUACUUUAGCGGCGCAACAAAUUAAAAAUGGAUUAAAACGUUCUGAAGCAUUCGCGAAAACAAUCAUCGAAAUUUACUUUAAGACAAGAUCUGCAAACGAGUUUUCAUGUAACGAUUUUCCACAAGUGAUACGGGAAAAAAUUGAUAAACUUAUAAAUGUAGAUGUAGAACGAAAUAUCCCAGCUAAUUUCAAUAGAAAUUCGACACUAAGAACACAAGAAAUUUCAACGAAUUCUGCAAUGGAAAAAAUCAAACAACAGGGUGUACUACUAUUUGAUCGUUUCGAAAAUGGAGUCAAAAUAUCUGAUAUAAAUCAAGAAAUGUAUUAUCUCCUUUUGUGUUUCUAUUCAAUAACAUCGUUAGAAGACCUCAACUUUAGACAUUUUUAUUUGAUUGAAAGAAUUAAAUGCGAAGAUGUUAUAAAUUUAGAAGCUAAAGAUAUACUGAUAAAUACAAUCACUGUUUUGUACGAGUCUAUACUAGAUUCCGAAACUAGUGUUAGUUUGCCUCUGGAUCACAAUUGGACCCCAGAAAUAUUCAGGGAAGAAUCUAUUUUAAGAAGUAACAGAAAUAAUUUGCGUUUGCUCUUUUCUCUGUACAAUUUUAGAGAUAACGCACAAUUAACUAAACACGGUAUAAUUAGAUUGGAAAGAAAUAGACCGAUAGUGGAAAAAGUCAAAAGGGGCAGAAUUAAGAAAGUUACUCUAUACGAAUACGCUUGUCUUGUUAAAAAUAACCUUGUAGAAGAUCAUUUUAAUGAUAUAAUUAUAAGAAAUAUCGUCGAGUUAAUAAUAGAAUAUGAACAUUUGUUAAAGAGGAUUUUAAGCGAUUGUGAUAACUUUUAUAACAAGGACGUUAUUAAAAUAAAGUUUGCCCUAUUUUGGAAAUCAAAAUUUUACGAACUGUUUAAAUUAGAAACCGAUAUGGAUAAAAAACAACUGAGAAAAUUAUUUAUUGAUCUACCAGUUCAUUACAAAUGGUUCUAUAAGUUUGCAAUAUUAGCACUUACUGAGAUAACAAAUGUUUCAAUACACGAUGAAUUAAGAAACAUUUUGAUAAUAAUUAAUUCGAAAUUAGAUAAACAAUUUUCCAUUAUGCAUAAAUUGGGUAAAAGAUUUCAAAAAUACAACAAACGUCCACCUCCUUUCACAAACCGUGAGCAAUAUGAAAUUGUCAAGGAAUAUAACGAAUUAUAUCAACAGUACAAUCCGAGCCUAAAAGGAAAUGACAUUGUACAAAUUUUUAAUAAUUUAAAACAGAAAAAUAGUCUUAGAAACUAUUUAAUUGAAUUAAAGGCAGAAUUGACUUAUGAUUUUAAGGAUAUACAUGAAAAAAGAUGUUUAUUGUCCGAUAUUAAGAAGCAAAUCGAUUCAGAACCUUCCAGAUGUUACACGAGAUUUGAGGUACAGUUAUUACCUAUGUUGGACAUUCUGGCACAUUUAGAAGUACGAAAAUCAUUCCAAUUGAAUGAUUGUACCACGUUGAUCAACAAUAUAGUAGUACCCACUGACUUGAGUGCAACUAUGGUGUUAUAUCAUAAAUCCAAAGAUGAGAGGUUUCUCCAUCAAAUACACAAAUCAUAUUAUCUAUAUUUGAUGCACUCUCCCUCCGUUGCGAUGGGUAAAUUUUUAGGUACAGCAGAUACGGAAUUAAACGAGUUUAGUGCUAAAUUGACGUACUAUUUAACAAAUUUAUUAAUUGGUGAUAAAGAUGAGGAAAAUAUGGGAAAAGUCACGUUAGGAAAUUUUAGAGAUUCGAUGAAACAACUUGAUACUCUCACUAGGAUUUUAUGGGCAAAUUUAUAUCAAUUGUCGGAGGAAUAUGAUUUUAUAUUACUCGAAAAACAAAAUAUAACUGCUAUUUACAAGAAGUUUUUAUUGGAAUUUACACAUUCUCUUAAGCUAGAGAUGGAGAUUGAAGAUAACGAAUCACCUCAAUAUUUAACCGAAUUAAUUAUCACUCACAUUAAGAAAUUACAACAUGAAAUAAAUAACAUCGAGUUAUUAACACUCUCAAAAAAACUGAAAGAUUGUCUGAAUCACUUUGAAAAGAUAAAUGAAGCCUCGGCGUUUGAAGAUAUUGUAAUAAACAUUUCUAGCUGUUACCAAAUUAUAAGCUUCUUGAAAGCCCUCUUCAACUCCAAAUUAUCAACUAUUGAUCCACUAACGAAAAAAACUUUGAAAUGUAAUUAUUACUCGGAAGCUUUAGAGAUGUUGAAAAUUUUAAAAGCUUGUUACGACAAUUUAAAUAGCAUUUAUAGUAAUAGAAAAGAAACAAGACAUGCUAAUUGUGAAUAUAUCGAGGAAGAACUGAUAAUACUGAAAGAAAAGUUUGAUGAGCUCAGCAAAUACGUGGCUUAUAGACCUGACAAUAUAUUUUAUGACCAAGUUAGUGAGACGAUAAACCAUGCAUUCUCCACCAUCUUUUCUGAAGACUUUGUUAUCGAAGUAAACGAUACCAACAGAGAAGUACUAAUCAAAGAAAGAUCAAAUAAAGUGGCCAGCUAUGAAAAUCUGAUCCAUGGAUUGAGUGAAUUCAGAAAUAGUUUUCCGGACAUUGUAGAACCUCUUCUAUGUAACAUAAGUGAAUAUUUAUAUGGAUACAAACUCUACUUAAGCGCAAUAAAAAUGCAAGAAGCAAAAGCCAAACAGUUGUAUGCUUUGAUGCAAUAUGAUAUAGCUUCUUUGGUAAAGUUCCCAUGUGAUAAUCAGAAAUGUAACUUAUCAUUUAUGAAUAAAGUUGUUAAAUAUUUCUUGAACGAGGAUGGACAACAGUAUAUUCAAGAACAAGAGAAUUUUAGAUUAUUAAAGUGCAACAUCAUCGAUAGCAUCAAUUCGGCAAUCAUACAUUCCCAACCUUUGAAUAUUCUGAGUAAAAGUUACUUUUCAGAAUUUAACGACCUACUUAAGUUGUUUGUCGACGCAUACAAUAAACAGCAAGUCGAAAAUGAAAUAAAGAAGAAGGAAGAGGAAAGUUUGUACAAAAUAAAAAUUAAGUGUGAUGAGCAAUCUGAAGAGCAACAAAUCAGAGAAGAGUUGGAUAUUUUAUUUCCAAACUAUUAUAAGAAAGACUUUGCCGAUUUUCAAGGAACCUCUGACCUCGAAAAUACUUACGAUAUACAAACCGAGGCAAACUACGACGAAGUGAUUUCAUAUAAAGACUUGAAAGAUAUAACUGAAUUCCAUGUCAAAUUAUUAAGCAGUUAUACGAAAAGUGAAUGGUUGAACCCAACUGAAAAUAAACUCCCAUCUCCAGAUUUCAUUUUUCCUUUAUUGGAACGGUUUAAGACGUUUUCAAAAAUUUUGGAAAAAUCUAUGGAUAGUCUGAAUUACAAAAUGGAUGAAAAUCUUAUAGGUAGUCUAAGUGUUUUACUGGCUAUCAAAAAGAGAUAUGGUGAUAUCGAAGAUUUGACCAAUGAGAAAAAUUUUAAAAAGAAAAUCGAUUUCUAUAAAGAUUCGAAUGUAGAGGAAGUAAAAUCCUGUUACCAUAUACUGGAAGAUUUGAAAGUUAAAAUAAACCAAUUGUUAGAAGAAUGGCCUGACCAACCUACCCUGAACAUGAUUAUUGUAGUAAUCGACAGAAUUUAUAAUUUUGAAAUUACGAGUCCAAUUUCCAGAUUCUUAACAGGUUUCGAAAUCCUACUUAGUAAAUGUCACGAAUGGGAAGAAGUUGCACAUUCUGGUGUAAGUCUUAGUGGAUUUACUCAAAAUGUGACCAAUCAAAUUAUUGUCUGGAGAAAAAUGGAGCUGUCAUUGUGGAAAAACGUCCUCGAUCGAGUAUAUGAAAAUUCGAAUGAGUCUAUGCCAAAAUGGUGGCUACAUUUAUACAAUGUGAUGUACCAAUUUAUUAAAGAGAAAAAAUUUGGAGCUAAAGAAUUAAUAGAAACAUUACAAGCAUUUAUAAUGAAGUCAAACUUAGGCGAAUUCAGAGGAAGACUCGAUCUGUUGUAUACUUUCCAUUGUCAUGCUCUUCAUUUAGAACGAACUGAAGAAACAAAAACAUUUAGUAGUAUAUUGUGGAAUAUUUUCAUUUAUUUUCAACAGUUUUCUGAAGUUGUGGCUAAAAAAAUAAAAGAUUUAAGGUCGCCGAUAGAAAAGAGAGUAAAGGAGUACGUUAAAAUAAUAAGAUGGAAAGAUGUUAACUAUUGGGCUAUAAAAGACGCAGCUGAAAAGUCUCAUAAAAAUUUACAUAAAUUUAUGAGGGAAUUUCAAGCAGUUCUGGAACAACCAGCUUCUUCUUGUCUUCAAAAUAUAAGUACCGAAAGUAGCUCUCAAAUGGCUGGUAUUUGGGAUAAACCACAGACAGUAUACUACACAACACUGGAUUCGGAACUCAAUGAGUAUCUAAUUGCUUCUUCACAAUUCAAGGAAACGAAAUCGCCAAAAACAGUUGCAAAUAAAUCAAUAAGCAACUUACAUAAACAGACUGUCAAAAUUCAGAAGUAUUCCAAAGAAAUUAUUGAAGCAACUCCAUAUCCAGAAUUGGUACGGAUAUUAGAUAACUUUGUUAGAGAAAUAAUUGAUUCAAGUUAUCGUCUACAAAAUUUGGAGAUUGACACAACUCUACCAAAAGAAAAACAAAAAUCUCAAGCGAAGAAUAUUCUUCAACAAAAACACAGAGCUCUGGCUACGUUAUUUAAAAAUCUCUCUAAGAUCGGUUUAUCUUUUAAGACUGGAAUAGUAGAUGGAAAAGUUAAGGAUCCUACUUAUGAUUUUGUUAUAAAACCUAUAGACUUGCGAAGUCAAUUCAGUCAUAAAAGCUAUGGUUUUAAAGAAGAGAAGAUGUUGUCAUUUUGGGAAUCCAGUGAAAAAUAUUAUGUGAAAUCAUUAAUGAGAUUAGAUGUUCUGGUAACAGCACUGAAUAACUCAGCGAAGGAACUUGGUAUACAGAAUAUAGAAAGAGUGAGAGGAUUUGGCCAAGAGGCACUGACUACUGUUCAGAAACAAAAACAGAUGCUUAUCGAGAGUAGCCGAACAUAUUAUUAUUUGAGAAGUUAUUUCAAACAAAUUGAAGAAUUUUGUUCUGGUCAAGAAUAUUUGCCAUCCGUUAUAGUUGAUAAGAUUAUAGAUGUGUUAAAGUACAUCACUAAAAUAAUAAAUCAAUAUCAAAUAAUAUUGAACACAUGUCCAGAAGAAACAAGUUUUAAUUUAGAAAAAUUGGAAAUUUACGUACUUAAGCCUAAUUUGGAGAAACGAAUAAUCCACAAGAAAGAUGAAAUGUGGUCGAUGGCUGAAACUCGAAUUAUACUCAUUAAAAAAACUUGCGACGAACUCAUUCUGCAAUUUUUGAAUCUAAACUCUAUAUUACCUAGUACAGAAUAUGAUAUAUGUAGAACUAAGUACGUACCAGUGCCAAAGAUAAACCAGGUUAAUAAAGCUUUAAGGGAUUUAAAAGAAUGUGUAAACGAUUUAAAACAAAUAUUUGGUCAUAUUGAAAUUACUAAAACAUUAAAUGUGAUACAAAAAGAGGUUGAUGCAAUAAUAAAAAUCAUCCAUGAAUCGAAAAGUUUCGAAAAUUUCUUUGAUAUUUCUGUCAAUCAUAAUUUUGAUAAAGAAAUCGAAAUUUUUAGUAAUAAAAUAAUAGAUAUUCUAAAAAAAUUACGAAAAAAGUACAAAACUGACAUGGAUAAAUCACGAUCAGAUGAAACAAAUGAAGAUGAAUUAAAAGAGGAACAUCUUAACAAGCUUUUGAUAGAUAAUCUGUUUAGUGAUGUUAUGGAUUUAGAUAUGAAAACAGUACUUGAACACACAGACAGAGUUGUAAGUUGUCUGAUGACUUCUCCUUUAGAAACGUUAGAAAGUAGAAAAUCACUGACAAUUGAAUUUUUACCAAUAAUGGAGCAGACGGUUCUCUUAUACCAAUAUUUCGUCACUCAACAAGUGUCAUGUUAUAGGAUGAGUUGCAAAAUGGCUUCCAUCAUAUUGAACAUCUUCAUAGAAUUGGCUUCAAAAGGUUUUUGUAUACCUCCCGAAUUUUCCGAUGAACUGGACAAAGAAGGUAUUACUAAACCAUCAGAUGGCCUUGGUUUAGGAGAAGGUCAAGGGGAACGAGAUGUUUCAGAUAAAAUAGAAUCUGAAGAUCAGUUAGACGAUGCUCAACCUGCAGGAAAAGAAAAGGAUGCCGAAGAGGACAAGGACUGUAAAGAAGAAGAGAAAGGGAUAGAAAUGAGCGAAGAUUUUGAUAGCAAACUUCAAGAUCGAGAAAAGAAAGAAGAUGAUAGCGAAAGUGAUUCUGGAGAUUCAGAUGCCGAAGAGCAAAUGGGCGAAACUGAUAAAGGAGCAGAUCAACAAAAUACAGAGACGUUUGGAGAUGAGCAAGAACAAGAACUUGGAGAAGAAGAAGGUGAAGGUGGUGACGAAAAAGAAGAGAAAGGUGAUAAAGGUGAGAAAGAGGGAGAAGAACAAUUAAGAGCAAAUGAAGGAAAAACUUCGAAAGAUGAGGAAGAUAAGUCACAAGGGAAAGAUGAGAAGGAAAAUAGUAAAAAAGAAAUAAAUGAAAUGGAGGAGCCCGAAUACGAUGAUGAACAGGUUGAUCCGCAUCAUGGUCAACAACAAGAGUUACCAGAGCCAGAACCUAUGGAUUUGCCUGAGGAUAUGCAGUUAGAUGAUGGAGAUGCAAAUAACGAAGAUGAUCAAAAUCAAGAUGAUAAUCCUUUUGACAUUGAUACCAUGAAAACCGAAGACGACAAACCUGAAGAAAAACCGAAUGAAAAUGCAGAAGAACUAAAAGAUGAUGAUUCAAAGAGAGAUGCGGAAGAAGAAUUUAGCAGCGAUGAUGAAGACGUUGAGAGAACUGAUAAUAAAGACGCCGAAGAUAAAGAAGAUGAGAAGAACGACAACUCUGAAAAUUUCGAGGAAUCAGAGAAACCUUCUCAGGAAGAUGGUGAAACUAAUGAGGCCAAUGGUGACGAAUCCGUUUUGGAUCAAACUCAGAGUAACCAGGAAAAUAUUGAGGCGAUGGAGGUUGACGAUGCUCAAGCAGUUGAUAAGGCGCAAGCAAACAAAUCGGAAAACCAACAAUCAAAUCAACCAAUCGAGGAACUUCAACAGGAUAACCGUCCAGACCAAGAAGGUACUGGCCAAUCUCAAAAGGAAGAAAAUAGCUCUGGGCACACAGCACAAACUACGGCUCCACUAGAAAUGAACAUUUCCAAAGACAAUAGAGAUAAAGUAGAACAAAAGAGGAAGCAAAAACCCGGAGAAACUGACUCUCGUAGAAGUUUAGGUGACGUAGAUGAACCAGUCAAAAAGAAGUUGAAGACUGUUGAUACUCAAAAUGAGGGUCACCGUAAUGAUACAGAGGAAAAUCCGGAAGAAAAUGCUGAAAUGUAUCAGCAUAUCAACGACGCAGAGAAAACAAAAAUACAAGUAUUGGACGUUGCAACUAAAGAACAAGCAGAAAAUCAGAAAAAAGAAACAACACACGAAGAUAAUAAAGAUGACGAACCAACAGAGUCAUCAGCACAUCUUCCAGAGGAAGAAUUAGACUCUGAAAUAAUAGACGUGGAUGACACGAUUACAGAAAAGCCAGAAACGGUUGGUGAAACAAAAGAUAAGAAAAAUAAGAAAGAACAACAUCCACAAGGCGAAGUUUUAGAAGAGUUACAAGACAUAGAAAUAGAAGGAGAACUAGUCAAAACAUCAACCGUACCAAGAAGUUCUGAAUCUUCUCACCAUACACAACAUUUAACAUUAAGGGAUACAACAGCAUUACGACUUUCGGCGGAUGAAGUCAAUAGUUUUCGAAUAGAUGUGGAAAAGCAACUGUCUGGAUGGAAUGAACCUCCUUCUACCUUAGAAGCUGAUCAAGCAUGGCAAAAAAUAUCUUCGGUAACAUCUUCAUUGGCUCAAGAUUUGUCUGAACAGCUUAGACUUGUUUUAGAACCCACUCAAGCCAGUAGACUGAAGGGAGAUUUUAGAACUGGCAAAAGAAUUAAUAUGAGAAAAGUUAUACCGUACAUAGCAUCCCAAUUCAGAAAAGACAAAAUUUGGCUUAGAAGAACAAAACCUUCCAAACGAGAAUAUCAAAUAGUACUUGCUAUUGAUGAUUCCUCUAGUAUGGCAGAUAACCAUUCCAAAGAAUUAGCAUUCGAAAGUGUCGCACUCAUUUCUAAAGCAUUAACUCUAUUAGAAAGUGGACAACUCUCAGUUUUAGGCUUUGGAGAAAAUGUCGAAGUUAUACAUAAAUUAACAGAUCCUUUUACUAAUAAUAGUGGAAUAAAAUUAUUACAAAAGUUCAAGUUUGAUCAAAAUAAGACAUGUGUGGCUAAAUUAGUGGAUUUUGCCACUGAAAUGUUCAAUCAAUCCCAGUUACAGUCUAACGCACUUAAUGCUAAAUUAUUAAUUAUCGUUAGUGAUGGAAGGGGUGUUUUUUCUGAAGGUGAAAGAUUCGUACAACAAGCUGUGCGUAGAGCGAAAUUGUCCAACAUAUUUAUGGUAUUCGUUAUUAUAGAUAAUCCUGAAAAUAAAAACUCUGUACUGGACAUUAGAAUGCCUAUUUUCAAAGAUGGUAAACUACAAGAAAUUCAAAGUUACAUGGACGCCUUUCCUUUUUCUUUUUACAUCAUUUUGAGAGAUAUAAAUUCAUUACCUAGCGUUUUAUCUGAUGCUUUAAGACAAUGGUUUGAGAUCGUUUCGAAUUUAGAUAAACUUUAAAAAGUACUACAAGUCUGUAGAAUGACAUAAUUUUCUUAUCUAAUAAAAUUUUAAUCUUAUAAAAGUGUUGAUUGUGGAUGAUCUUUUUGGGGGCUGUAACCCUUGUUUCCCUUCCCUAAAUCAAGUCCUGUUUUUCUGAGCUUAAGAUUGAUUUCUCAGUAAUUCGGAAAUAUUUAGAUUUGAAUUCAAGCAACUAUGAGGAGCUUAUUUCCCGAAAUUAGUCACACCCUGUGGAGUGCAGCAACUAAAACAGCUAAUGUCAACUGAAAAUACAUUGAAUCGAUUAAGUAAAAAGCUAAUGUCUUCUUUGAAGUUGAUCACAGAGAUGCUCCACAAGAUUGAUAUAUGGAUCGCAAGCGGGCUAAACCAAUCAAUCAAUACCAACUUCAUUCAAACAUUCGUUGAUUACUUUUGUCGUGAUUAUCACGUAUUAGUACGGAGCCGUCUCCGAUAAAAUGAGUGUAGGGAAUAACUAGACUGUGGUAAAUAUCCUCGAUAUAUAGAUGUCCCUUUAAGGCCCCUUUUUCAAUAACUAUAUUCCUGUCUAUACCGUUUCGACCAUCAGGCCAUCUGUGAGAAGGACUUUAUUACCAUAUGUCACCUUGAAAACAAGACAGAAUAAGAUAACAUGUAUUAUUCUAAAAACUUUUGCUAUCUUUGGAAUAUAUUGUAUCAUAAUAAAACAAAAUAUGAUUCUCUAUAGGUAUAUAAUCGGACAUGUACUGAAGCAGAACUGGUCAUACUGAAUAUGUAUUAAAGUUCUUAGUUGCGAAUAGUUUUUUUGAAGAAUUUGCUUUAAAAAAGUGAAAAAUAAUGUGAUAAAAUACAGAAAAGAUUAAAGUUCAAUGUGAUUCUAGUUGACAUUAAUUGCUCUAACUAUUGCACUCCAUAUGGAGUUACAAUUUUAGGUAUAUCAUUGUUGCUCGAAUUCCAAUGUAAAUAGAAUUACUGGAAAAUUUUUAUCUACAGUUUUAAAAUAAAGCAGUAAAAUUAAAUUUGUAGUUGGCAAGUAAACUUUGAAUCUAACGUCGGUUAUUAGAGGCUGAUUUUUUCCUUUUAGGUGAUAUUGUUUUCUAAAUUUUUAUUUAAGGUAGUCUUGAGGUCUCUUUAGACUGUGUUAUGAAGUUAAAAAAAUUAAUUGUAAUUAUUGUUACGAUGUAGGAAUAAAGGUAUUUCUUUUA